AUGCCCAAAUUCUUGUAGGUUUCUUUUAUUGAAGUUGUUGUGAUUGGUUCGUGGCAUGUCUCAUUUUUGUAAUAUUUCCAGUCUCGGCAAUUUUUUAAAAGAUUUUCUUACCCUUCUAAAUAAGUUUCUGAUAUUGCCGAGCUCCCGUCCCUUCUCCCUCGUUUUCAGUGCUUUGCUCUCCUUUGCUCGCGCUUUCCCAAUCCUCCAACUUUUUUCUGAAUCGCUCAAAAUUUCAGUAGCUUGGAACAACUGGAACGUAUUUGGUCGAUGACAAUGGCUCUGUUCGCGAGACAACUGCAGUCGGCUGGUUUUCGAAGUGCUCAACAAGUGCGCCUCGCGUCCAGCGAAGUUUCGUUCCACACGAAGCCGUGCAAAUUGCACAAAUUGGACAGCGGGCCAGCCACGUCGGUCACUUUGAACCGCGAGGAUGCGCUCAAGUACUACCGCGAUAUGCAGGUAUCAUUUAUACUAAUUUUUAUUCUAGAAAGACUGAUUUCCAAAGUAAUACCAUAAUUGGAAAAAAAUUCAGGUCAUUCGUCGUAUGGAAUCGGCGGCCGGAAACCUGUACAAGGAGAAGAAGAUCCGUGGAUUCUGCCACUUGUACUCUGGUCAAGAGGCGUGUGCCGUCGGAAUGAAGGCUGCCAUGACCGAGGGAGACGCCGUCAUCACCGCCUACCGUUGCCACGGAUGGACGUGGCUUCUCGGAGCCACCGUGACCGAGGUGCUCUCCGAGUUGACCGGAAGAAUCGCCGGAAAUGUGCACGGAAAAGGAGGAUCCAUGCACAUGUACACCAAGAACUUCUACGGAGGAAACGGAAUCGUCGGAGCUCAGCAGCCACUUGGAGCAGGAAUCGCACUCGCCAUGAAGUAUCGGUAAGUCACGUCUAAACGGAACGUUAUUUAACUUUCGUGGAAUAUUUUCAGUGAGCAAAAGAAUGUGUGCGUCACUCUUUACGGAGACGGAGCCGCCAACCAGGGACAACUGUUCGAGGCGACCAACAUGGCCAAACUGUGGGAUCUUCCGGUGCUGUUUGUCUGCGAAAACAACGGAUUCGGAAUGGGAACCCCCGUCGAGCGCUCGUCCGCUUCCACCGAAUACUACACCCGAGGAGACUACGUUCCCGGCAUCUGGGUCGACGGAAUGGACAUUCUUGCCGUCCGCGAAGCCACAAAAUGGGCCAAGGAGUACUGUGACAGCGGAAAGGGACCACUGAUGUUGGAGAUGGCCACGUACAGAUAUCACGGACACUCGAUGUCCGACCCUGGAACCAGCUACCGUACUCGUGACGAGAUCCAGGAGGUCCGUAAGACCAGAGACCCGAUUACUGGAUUCAAGGAUCGCAUUAUAACCUCUUCGUUGGCCACCGAGGCAGAGCUGAAGGCUAUCGACAAGGAGGUUCGCAAGGAGGUCGACGAGGCUCUCAAGAUUGCCACCAGCGACGGAGUUCUCCCACCAGAGGCACUUUACGUCGACAUCUACCACAACACUCCGGCUCAAACUGUAAGUGUGCUCGCGUUGAACAAUUCUUCUAAUUACAUUUCAGAUCCGCGGAGCCACCAUCGAUGAGACGAUUGUGCAGCCGUACAAGACGUCUGCCGACCUUCUCAAGGCUAUUGGAAGGGCAUGA
Messenger RNA from Caenorhabditis sp. 36 PRJEB53466, 1628 nucleotides. The record is from the annotation of a GenBank genome assembly. NCBI's taxonomy places the organism in Eukaryota, Metazoa, Nematoda, Chromadorea, Rhabditida, Rhabditidae.